This is a messenger RNA of Vigna angularis (adzuki bean), 1882 nucleotides long. RefSeq lists its product as uncharacterized. The coding region runs from base 238 to 1380 and encodes 380 amino acids. Lineage: Eukaryota; Viridiplantae; Streptophyta; Magnoliopsida; Fabales; Fabaceae. The record is from RefSeq and is a predicted model, not a curated record. Gene Ontology annotation, biological process: signal transduction. The transcript is spliced from 10 exons.
AAGUAGUUUGGUGGUGGUGAGUUAAUCUUGGGACUGAGUCAGAGCAGUCGCCUUCCAAUACCCAUAUCUCUGUCUUGUCAUCUGCUGCCGUCUUUUCUCAGAACUGCAAUUUCUCUCUCUGUUUCUUUCAGCUUUGGCGCAAAAUCAUAAAAAAGUUUUCACCUUUCUUCUCUCUAAUUUGUUCAGGUAACAAGAUCAAGUAACGACUUUUGAGUUUGUUCUUGACCGCUGUCUUCCAUGCCUUCGAUCAUGUCACCCCAGUGGCAAGACAAGGCAGCUGGUUUCUUUUCUUCCUCCGGAGUCAAGCUUAAAGAAGCCAAGGAAUCAGCAGGAACAUUUGUUGGUGAGGUCACCAAAGAUACAAAAAGCAAUGUGACUGAAGUGGCUGGACGAGUGGGGUCAAUGGUCAAGAGUCGGUGGGCACUUCUCCAGCAGCCAUCCACAAGACAUGCUGUGCAGGAUCGCUUGAUAUCAGCAGCUGCUACAACUGGCUCGCUCCUGAGGAGAGGCUUGUCUGGGACAAAGGAUAAGGUGGUUGUGGGAAAGUCCAAGGUUGAAGAGGUGGCAAAAAUUACAGCACAAAAAAGUAAGACUAUCUUGACAGAUAUUGAAAGAUGGCAAAAGGGAGUUGCAAGCACUGAUGUAUUUGGAGUUCCAAUUGAGGUUACUGUGCAGAGGCAAGAUUACUGCAAACCUAUUCCUCGGAUAUUGGUCAAUUGUGCAGAUUAUCUUAUAGUUUCAGCAGGUUUGAACUCGCCAGAUCUUUUUAAAUCUGAAGGGAAUAAAAAGGUUAUUCACCAAUUGGUUUCCCUAUACAACCAAGAUUCUAAUGCUUCAAUACCAGAAGGCACGAAUCCCCUUGAUGUAGCAGCUCUUGUGAAAUAUUACCUUGCUAGCCUUCCUGAGCCACUUACCACAUUAGAGCUUUAUAAUGAGAUUAGAGGUGCUCGGUCCAGCAUAUACUCCAUGAGAAACAUACUCAAGAGGCUUUCCAGUGUAAACUACAUGACCCUAGAGUUUAUAACCGCCCUUCUACUCCGAGUUAGCCAGAAGUCACUUCUCAACAAGAUGGAUGCUCGGAGCUUAGCUAUGGAAAUGGCACCUGUUAUUAUGUGGCAAAAGGAAAACAGACCUGAAUUUUAUCGUCAAUAUUGGAAUCAGAUGUCAAGAAGUCCUUCCGAAAAGAGUGUGGAUACACCACCUGGUUCAUUUGCUGCCUGGGACAUGCUUUCCGAUGAUGGUGAAGCCAUAGACGCAUCCUCUCCUAUUCCUUUGGAUGAUGGCACGCCAGUAGACUUUGGUGCAAUUGAAGUUAUUCAGUUGCUCGUGGAGCAUCAUAAUGCAAUCUUCACAGAUGCAAAUGAGACAGUUUGGAAAUGAAUUGUUUUACUCCUCUUCCUGUAUUUGUUGGCUGACUUGGAUAUAUUGGUCUAGGAAUAUUUUUUUCCCGAUCUGGUCAAGAAGAUCAUUCUUAAGAAGCUAUAUUUGAAGUUAUCCACAAUCAUUUAGCUGCAAAAUGAUGUUUGGAUAUUACCGGUCGGUUCUAGUGAUAAGAGUAUUUGUUUUUCAAUUUAUUUUGCUUUUAGAGAGUGACGAUUUUACUUCACGAGAAAUGUUAGUGACACUUGUAUAACACACUCUUCGUAACACACACUCUAUGAUUGGUUAAAAUUUGUUGAAAACUACUGAAAGAGAAUCAUUAAAUGAGUAGUUUGACCCAUCAAAAUUUGUGAAUUCCCACAAAAUUCAAUCAAUAGUAGAGUGUGUUCAAGAGUGUGUUAGGAAUCAGUGUUGGUAUACCGCUUCAUAUAUGUGGGGGUAAAAGUAGCAAACUUUGUACAGCCAUAAUUGCAGAAAUUAUUGUCACUCGUGUGCUCUGUUA